This is a messenger RNA of Salvia splendens (bonfire salvia), 2145 nucleotides long. Its product is annotated as CBS domain-containing protein CBSCBSPB3. The transcript has 14 exons. The record is from RefSeq and is a predicted model, not a curated record. Gene Ontology annotation, molecular function: protein binding. NCBI's taxonomy places the organism in Eukaryota, Viridiplantae, Streptophyta, Magnoliopsida, Lamiales, Lamiaceae. The coding region runs from base 211 to 1845 and encodes 544 amino acids.
GAUCGAGAGAGAGGGGGUGGUUUAAUAAGGCAAGCCCAAAUUGUGGAGGCCGUAACACCUCCUCAAUCCAUUAAAAAAAUUAUCGAUUUCUGCAAAAUAAGAUUUGGGUCUUUUGAAUUCACGAGGAAAUAGCAUAUUGUUACAUAAUUCUUAGCAAAUUCAAAUUAUUUAUAUAAAUAGAAAGGAAAACAAAAAAAAAGGGGGAGAAAAAUGAGUGGUGUGGUUGGCCCGACGGCGGCAGCGAGACGCAACAGUGUGGCCCAGAAGCGCACCUCCUCCUCCGUGAAGAGGGGGCCUUCGUCGGAGAACGGCUCCGCCGCUAAUGGGACCAACGCUAAGCCCUCUUCCCCACCUCACUUGUCUACUGCUGGCGAGAGAACAGUGAAGAAGCUUCGGUUAUCCAAGGCACUAACAAUUCCCGAGGGGACCACUGUAUCAGAUGCCUGUAGAAGGAUGUUGGCCAGGCGUGUUGACGCUGUUCUGCUGACUGAUGCAAAUGCUUUGCUUUCAGGAAUUGUCACUGAUAAGGACAUAGCGACCAGGGUUAUAGCUGAGGAGUUGAGACCCGAGCAGACAUUGAUUUCAAAAAUUAUGACAAGAAACCCAACUUUUGUGAGCUCAGAUUCUCUGGCUAUUGAUGCUUUGCAGAAGAUGGUCCAAGGGAAAUUUAGGCAUCUUCCGGUUGUUGAGAAUGGUGAAGUUAUAGCAAUUUUGGAUAUCACUAAAUGCCUUUAUGAUGCCAUAUCAAGAAUGGAGAAAGCUGCAGAGCAGGGAAGUGCUAUUGCAGCUGCAGUUGAAGGCGUUGAACGCCAAUUUGGAAACAAUUUCUCUGCAUCAUCAGCUCUCAUAGAAACACUUCGCGAACGCAUGUUCAAACCUUCUCUGUCUACUAUAAUUUCUCAGACUUCUAGAGUUGCAACUGCAUCACCUUCAGACCCAGUUUAUGUUGCUGCUAAAAGAAUGCGGGAAUCACGGGUCAAUUCAGUUCUUGUUAUGACAGGAAACAGUAUUCAGGGGAUACUCACUUCAAAAGAUAUUCUUAUGCGAGUCGUCGCCCAAAACCUCUCUCCUGAGCUUACUCUAGUGGAGAAGGUAAUGACACCCGACCCUGAAUGUACAACAGUAGAUACAACUAUUCUUGAAGCACUGCACAUAAUGCGUGAUGGGAAAUUCUUACAUCUUCCCGUUGUUGACAAAGAGGGAAGUGUUGCAGCUUGUGUGGAUGUUUUGCAGAUAACUCAUGCAGCAAUUUCUAUGCUUGAAAAUAGCUCUGGAACAGUUAACGAUACUGCAAAUUCGGUUAUGCAAAAUUUUUGGGAUUCAGCACUUAACUUGGACCCCGCUGAUGACUGUGACACUCAGAGUGAGAUGUCAAUGUCCCAGUAUGUCCCAUCAGAUGCUGCAGAACAUUCGAAGCCUUCCUACCCAGUUGGAAAUUCAUUUUCUUUUAAACUCAAGGACCAUAAAGACCGUGUGCACAGGUUUAAUUUGGGCACAGAAAGUUUAGCUGAACUUGUUACCUCUGUUAUGCAACGGGUGGGUGUAUCUGAUGAUCAAAAGCGCCCUCAACUUUUGGUGGGUACCUUUCAUAGUAGAAUGCUUUUCCUGUAUUUUUAUGAUGGAGAUUUGAUUGGUGCUGUUGCCCACGCAAAAUCUGUGGGACAGAAGGUUUUGAGAAUCCAUUUGGAAUACUAUGAUUCGAGUCAAGAAACAAGGGAGCUGUCAUCUGCCACAGUGACUACCAAAGAGCGCAGAUCAAGCUCCCUCGGGUUAGGGAUAUUUGCGGGAGCAGUAGCUGUGACCAGCAUCGGUGUACUGGUGUACUUGAAGCGCUCCAAAGCAUGAUCGAUGCUCGAAUGGAUUAUGUAGUGUUUAUAAUAAAGUGAUAGGCAAAUUUAAAGAAACAAGCAAGCCUGUUGAAGGAAAAGUCGCUCAUUUUGUAGGCACUAGGAGAAAAAUGCAGCAAUGCAAGGCCGCAUAAAAGCUGGCAAAAGUUUAAUUAUUUUGUGUGAUACACAUAUGUAAAUGGAAUUGCAACUCCAGAAAAAGAAAAAUGCUACGUACAUUUCAGUGGCUAUAUGAACUACAUUUUGGUUGACUGGAUGAAGGAAAAGAACGUCCCAAGGUCAACAUUAGUUUGAUCCA